Nannospalax galili (Upper Galilee mountains blind mole rat) is the source of this 2263-nucleotide messenger RNA. It is a transcript of the gene Ifit3, whose product is annotated as interferon induced protein with tetratricopeptide repeats 3. Gene Ontology annotation, cellular component: cytosol. Gene Ontology annotation, biological process: defense response to virus. Lineage: Eukaryota; Metazoa; Chordata; Mammalia; Rodentia; Spalacidae. The coding region runs from base 314 to 1579 and encodes 421 amino acids. The record is from RefSeq and is a predicted model, not a curated record. Gene Ontology annotation, molecular function: protein binding. The transcript has 2 exons.
CCCUGACCUCACACUACAGUCUCAUAGUCAAGAUCUUUAACAGAGCUGUAGUUGGCCAUAGCAGGUCUCAGCAUUAAGUCUCCUUUUCCUCAUCUAGAGGAUUUUAAGUUAGUUUCACUUUCCAGUUUCCUCUUCCCUUUCACAAAGAUAGUUCCUCAGAAACGGAAAGAAAGCAUCAGCUGCUGCAGUCCUCCCCCACUGUCCCUUUAUAUAGUCCCUUGGGUGUCUACCUGAGGCAAACUGGGAAGAUUUCUGAAGAACAGUUCAGCUUGGUCCCCAGCUUUUCAGAGCAGCCCAGAAGCAGACCACCACCAUGAGUGAAGUCACCAGGAAUUCCCUGGAAGAUAGCCUUCUACAGCUGAAGUGCCAUUUUACGUGGAACUUAUUCAAAGAAGGAAGUAUCUCAAGUCAUACAGAAGAUAGAAUACGGAACCAGAUUGAAUUUUUAAACACUGAGUUCAAAGCUACGAUGUACAACUUGCUGGCCUACAUAAAACACCUAGAGGGUGAAAAUGAGGCAGCCUUGGAAUGCUUAAAGAAAGCUGAAGACUUACUGAAGUCAAAGCAAGAUGAGAAAGCAGAAAUUAGAAGUCUGGUCACCUUGGGAAACUAUGCCUGGGUUUACUAUCACAUGGGAAACCCCUCAAUGGCUCAGGCUUAUGUUGAUGAGGUGACACAGGUCUGUAAGAAGUUUGCAAAUCCUUACAGCAUGGAGUGCCCUGAACUUGACUGUGAGGAAGGAUGGACACGUCUAAAGUGUGGAAGAAAUGAAAGAGCUAAGAUGUGUUUUGAGAAGGCUCUAGAAGGGAAACCUGACAACCCAGAGUUCUCCUCUGGCCUGGCAAUUGCCACAUACCGUCUGGAUGAAAAACCCCAGAAGCAAUUUCCUGUCGAUGCUCUGAAGCAGGCCAUGGAGCUGGAUUCUGAGAACCAGUACUUCAAAGUUCUCUUGGCCCUGAAACUUCAGAAGAUGAAAGAAGCAGCUGAAGGAGAACGAUUAAUUGAGGAUGCCUUGGUGAAGGCGCCGGGCCAAACGGACAUCCUUCGAAAUGCAGCACAGUUUUACAAAAAGAAGGGCAACCUGGACAGAGCUAUCGAGCUCUUUCUGAGGGCACUGGGGUCCACAGCAAACAAUAGCCACGUCUACUACCAUCUCCUGAGCUGCUACAGGACAAAAGUGGAGCAAACUCACAACACACAAGCUGAAGCCAGCGAAAGCAAAGACAGGAUUGAACUGAGGAAACUGACUCUGGACUCUAUGAACAAAGCUCUGGAGAGGAAGCCAAGCCCUCUGAACUCAUACUCGGAUCUUACUGAGUUUCUAGAAGUAGAGAAAUGUUAUCGGAUUGCCUUCGGUAAGGAGAGCCCUCAUGCUGAGGCGCAGCAACUCUACGAGCGCUACCGCAACCUUCUAGAGUGCCACAGGAAGUCUGAGGAGCUUAAGGCCCUACGCUUUUUAAAGCAGUUUCCCAUAAGCGAAACAUCAGCUGAGAAAGCAAAAGUGAAACACAAGGCACAGAAGGCCCCUGAACACCCGCAUCAGCAAACCACACCGAAGUAUCACUGCUCCGGGGAAUAAGCCACAAGCUGAAUGGAGGCACACCCUUUGAGACACGGGAGACCUUUUCCUGCCAGCAUUUGAGCCUGAGGCCAGCGGGGAGGAAGAGCCAGGGGUACAGUCUUCUCCACCCUCAAGGAGCUUCCCCACACUGCACUGUUGGAGAAGAGGGAGAGAGGGACACAGAGUACUGUUGAUGGUGGUUAUGAGAGAGAGGGCAGCGCCUCCAACCUGGUGUCCCUGAGUAGGCUGGCCUUACUGCUUUAAAGCACGCUUUUAAAGAGUUGUUUUCUCAUGCUCUCUCUCUGCUCUGUCCAUCUCAACCACACAGUUUUCUGGUCAUCAGGUCUUGUCACUAGCCUCUAGUGGAGGCAUGGCUUCGGACUCACGUGGCACCAAUUUGUCCCCAGUUUGCACUCAGUUCACCAUAUGAUCACUCUUUCUGCCUUUCUUGCCAAUUUUAGUGUGUAUUGAUUGCCAUCAAACUAUUCCAUCUCCAUCUGGCCUCUUGGGCUGGAGGAUUAGCUUUUUUUGCCUAACCCUACAAUAUUCCUUUCAUUUUCUUCUUGGAAUCCACCAAGUAUUUUGUGCAUGUUCCUGACAGUGAUUGUCCUAGUUUGUUCUUUAUUGCUGUGACAAAAUACUCUAAUACCAACUUGGGGAGGAAAAGGUUUAUUUGUCUUACAUCUCCCAGGUCACAGUUCA